CCGGGUCGGAACGCCGUGGCUCCCCUCUGCUUCCACCUCAGUAACGACCUGGUCGGGGCUCUCAUAGGUCGGGGUGGAGCUAAAAUAAGAGAACUUGAGGGAUCUUCAGGUUCCACAAUAAAGGUUAUAAAGGGAGCGUCUGAAGCUGAAGUAAAGAUUUUUGGCAGUAUUGCUGGGCAAAACAAAGCCAAGAUGUUGAUUGAUGAUGCCCUUGCAAGGUCUGGACAAAACUACAUUAGAAAUGGAACUGAGAGAGGAAAGAUCUUGGACACUACCAAGCCUGAAAAUAACCCAAAGCAGCCAGUGAUUGACUGGGCCUCUCUUCGAAAAAACAGAGCUAAAUAUGAAGCUAUGAAGUGGGCAGGCUUGCCUCCAAUUGAGAAGAACUUCUACAAAGAGUCAUCAAGGACUGCAUCUAUGUCACAAGAAGAAGUGGAACUGUGGCGGAAAGAAAAUAAUAAUAUCAUUUGUGAUGACUUAAAAGAAGGUGAAAAGCGCUGCAUUCCCAAUCCUGUUUGCAAGUUUGAAGAUGUAUUUGAGCAUUAUCCUGACAUUAUGGCUAAUAUAAGAAAAGUUGGCUUUCAAAAGCCUACACCAAUUCAGUCCCAGGCAUGGCCGAUUAUACUCCAAGGAAUUGAUCUUAUUGGCAUAGCACAGACCGGUACCGGGAAGACGCUAGCGUACUUAAUGCCUGGGUUCAUUCACUUGACUUCACAACCAAUAUCCAAAACCGAGCGUGGGGGGCCUGGAAUGUUGGUCCUUGCUCCCACUCGAGAGCUGGCACUUCAAGUAGAGUCAGAGUGUGCAAAGUACAGAUACAAAGGGAUUAAAAGUAUUUGCGUCUAUGGUGGUGGGCACCGAAAAGAGCAGAUAGACGUGGUUACCAAAGGCGUGGACAUCGUCAUCGCUACUCCUGGCAGACUGCACGAUCUCCAGAUGAACCACUUCAUAAAUCUGAAGAGCAUAACGUACUUGGUGUUAGACGAGGCCGACAGAAUGCUGGAUAUGGGAUUUGAACCUCAGAUAAUGAAGAUCUUAAUAGAUGUGCGGCCUGACAGACAGACUGUUAUGACAAGUGCUACCUGGCCUGACGGUGUUCGUCACCUAGCGAAAUCUUAUUUGAAAAACCCUAUGAUUGUAUAUGUUGGCACUCUUGACUUAGCAGCAGUAAAUACAGUAGAGCAGAGAGUUAUUAUUGUCACUGAGGAGGAAAAGACAGUUUUGAUGCAACACUUCAUUGAAUCUAUGAAGCCAAAAGAUAAGGUCAUCAUUUUUGUGGGAAGAAAAGUUGUAGCUGAUGAGUUAGCAAGUAACUUUGGUCUCCAAGGAAUUCCAGUACAGUCACUUCAUGGUAACAGGGAGCAGUAUGAUCGAGAACAGGCUUUAGAUGACUUCAGGAAAGGCAAAGUAAGAAUACUGGUAGCUACUGACUUAGCAUCCCGUGGCCUCGAUGUGCAUGACAUUACUCACGUGUUUAACUUUGACUUCCCUCGCAACAUUGAAGAAUACGUUCAUAGAAUAGGUCGUACUGGAAGAGCAGGAUGUACUGGGGUGUCAAUAACACUUGUCACUGAGAAAGAUUGGAGGGUUGCAUCUGAGCUGACUGAAAUUCUGGAAAGAGCAAAACAAGUAGUUCCCAGCGAGCUUAUUGCAAUGGCAGAAAGAUACAAAAGAUUUAAAAACAGAAGGGAAGCUGAGAAGGGUAGAGGAAGGUUUCAGAGAAGGCCCCGAAACUAA
This is a messenger RNA of Merops nubicus (carmine bee-eater), 1737 nucleotides long. It is a transcript of the gene DDX43, whose product is annotated as DEAD (Asp-Glu-Ala-Asp) box polypeptide 43. The record is from RefSeq and is a predicted model, not a curated record. The transcript is spliced from 16 exons. The annotation marks the transcript as partial. Gene Ontology annotation, molecular function: RNA binding; RNA helicase activity; ATP binding. NCBI's taxonomy places the organism in Eukaryota, Metazoa, Chordata, Aves, Coraciiformes, Meropidae.